Messenger RNA from Cyprinodon tularosa, 2841 nucleotides. It is a transcript of the gene rhoab, whose product is annotated as ras homolog gene family, member Ab. Gene Ontology annotation, cellular component: dendritic spine; cleavage furrow. Gene Ontology annotation, biological process: stress fiber assembly; small GTPase-mediated signal transduction; cell migration. Bases 160 to 741 code for a protein of 193 amino acids. The transcript is spliced from 5 exons. Gene Ontology annotation, molecular function: GTPase activity; GTP binding. The record is from RefSeq and is a predicted model, not a curated record. NCBI's taxonomy places the organism in Eukaryota, Metazoa, Chordata, Actinopteri, Cyprinodontiformes, Cyprinodontidae.
AACCCAAGCGCGUUAGCCUGCCGGCGCGCGCUCCCGUCAACUAAUUCAUUGUAUCGGGCAGAAAGAGGAGGAAGCAGCGAACGACUGGGGCUGACUGUAAAGCCGCUUAGCUUCGACAAAUACUGAAAAACCCGACCGCUCGACACGUAAACUGAAGGGAUGGCAGCCAUCCGUAAGAAGCUGGUGAUAGUUGGAGAUGGAGCUUGUGGGAAGACCUGCCUUCUUAUAGUCUUCAGCAAGGAUCAGUUCCCUGAAGUCUAUGUUCCCACAGUGUUUGAAAACUAUGUUGCUGACAUCGAGGUGGACGGCAAGCAGGUGGAGUUGGCUCUCUGGGACACAGCAGGUCAGGAGGACUACGACAGGCUGAGACCCCUCUCCUACCCAGACACUGACGUCAUCCUCAUGUGUUUCUCCAUAGACAGCCCUGACAGCUUAGAAAACAUUCCUGAAAAGUGGACCCCGGAGGUCAAACACUUCUGCCCAAAUGUCCCCAUCAUCCUGGUAGGAAACAAGAAAGAUCUACGUAAUGACGAGCACACACGCCGAGAGCUGGCCAAGAUGAAACAGGAGCCGGUAAAGUCGGAAGAAGGCCGGGACAUGGCAGGGCGCAUUGCAGCUUUUGGUUACAUGGAGUGCUCUGCAAAAACUAAGGAUGGAGUACGGGAGGUUUUCGAGAUGGCCACCAGGGCAGCGCUCCAGGCCCGUCGUGGGAAGAAGAGCAAUAAAUGUGCACUGCUGUAAAAGGGCAGACAUAUUUGGACUGUUUUCGUCCUGGGCUGUUACACCCAGGGAUAGGGCUCAGUGGGGAAGGAGGGAUUACUAGAAAGACAGGGAGGGAAGGGGAAAUAAAGACUGCAGUACAUGACUACCGCUGUAAACUGGCUGUUUGUUGGACUCUAUUUACCCUAGGACUUGGGUUUAGGAAGGAGGGAGCAAAGGAACUGACUACCGCUGUAAAGCAUCGGGCUCUUCACCUGUGUGUGUUUCAUUGGGGCGGGAGAUUAACACCAGCUACCAGCCAAGAGUUGGUUAUAUUUGGUCUUUUUUUUCUGUUUUGCAAGCCACUGACACUGAUUGAGAAAUCCCAGUCCACUGUCAGACUGGUUAAACUUGGUUUUUAAGCAGACUGGAGUUAAAUUAUUUACUAGGAGACGAAUAUUCAGGUUUUAGUUUGGAUUUAGGGCUGAAAUUGGAUCGCCCCAAAGAUUUCAGAUGAUGCAGGCAGCAAACCAGAGCAGUAGUUCUCAAUUUGCUUUUUGAAUGCAGUGACAAAAUUACUUGAACUGGGUAUAACACCAGUGAACAUUAGCUGUCAACAGGACUAUCCCAGAUCUUUCUGUAAGAUACCAAAUGAGCAGACUGGCUAGUUUAACCUAGCGUGCUCCCAUGCUCAUACCUCUGUUGCUUGAUUCUCUCACUGGGUCUAAUCCUGUGCUCAUAGACUCUGAGACAAACACUUUGAGGUUUAGCCUGGCUAGGAUAAUCUACAGGUGACCUGUUAAUACAUGCUUCAUCCCAAAAAAAAAAAAGCAAGCUCCAUGCUGACUGUGUUGUUUCAAGCUGUUGGCAACGUCCAGAAGAUCACUGGAAAAUUACUUGUGGCCAUGCAUCGCAAGUAAACACAUGCUGGCCUUUACUGCUCCUGGUGUAUUUACUUAGAGAAUGUAUUCAGCCAUUAUUUGCAUGCUCUUUUUACAUUUAAAUCUGUUCGCCUGAAUCAGUGGAAGUGGCAGAGAAAACCUUGUCCCGAUGGACAACAAAGGUGGCUUCCUGCCCUGCAUAGCGGGGGCCUGACCGGCUUCAAUCCCUUCCUGUUCCACUUAGCUGACUGCUGGUGCUCACCUUGCCCUGACUUUUAGACCAGGACAAAGAACAAGGCGAGGGAGGGAGGGUGGGUGGGUUAUAUUGUUUACAUGCACAAAAAACUGAUUCUCUGUUUUGGGAUGAACACUGAAAUCCUUGUGUGUUGGCAUGUAAAAAGGUUGACCGUAAAAUGACAAUUCAUUUUCGAGAGGAAGUAAGGUGCCUCUGAUGGACGGUCAUUAACAUGUUUGACUUAGAUUGGUAAACCGCUUCCAUUUUUGUUUUUUGUUUUUUUUAGCACAGUGGAAAACGAUGUGUAAUAAAAAGCAAAAAAAAAAUGUUUAUCUGUAAUAUUUUAUAUGGGAGCGUCAGCGUUGUUGGGUUGGCCAGCCAGAUGGAUCUUGUUAAUGCCAUCUUAAGUGUCUGUGCAGUUAAAGAGUUAACCGUCUGCAGUCUAUUUUAUUUUAUUUUUUAGGACCUUUUCUGAAAAGAGGUGUGGCCAGUCUUUAUUUGGCUUAAUCAACAAGGUUAUUUGUGUUUUUAACUGGCAGAUUCAGGGUCUCUUGGCAGCAUUAUACCCUCCUGUUCUUCUUCCUGGCCUACUGGGUGGAGCCUGUUCCUGAAACCAGUCUUGUGUUGAAUUAUAAUUUUAUUUCCAACCCCCCCCCCUUAUUUUUUUUAAGUCAUAAACAUGUCUAUCAGUAUUUAAGAAAAUAGGAGGUGGAAGUCUAGGGAAUCACUCAUGUUGCUUAAGUUGUUUUUUUUUUUUUCCCCUUCUUGGCGCUUUACCGGUAUUGUUCUGAUGAUUUACAAAUCAUUUUUCUUUUUUUUGUUAGAUUUUACUCUUGAUUUUUAAUUCCUGAUUUUUCGAAUGCUGAAGCAGUAAACAAAGGAACAGAAAAUAAAAAACAUGCUGUAUGCAAAGUCUGUAAAUAUGAAAAGGGGUUUGUUCAUACUAGACUAUACACACGCACAUGACUGGAAUCUAUUUGUAAACUAGCUUUGGUUUGUGUAAUAAAUUACUUUCUAUAACACCCA